Peromyscus leucopus (white-footed mouse) is the source of this 1900-nucleotide messenger RNA. It is a transcript of the gene Tbc1d20, whose product is annotated as TBC1 domain family member 20. Gene Ontology annotation, cellular component: endoplasmic reticulum membrane. The record is from RefSeq and is a predicted model, not a curated record. Gene Ontology annotation, biological process: positive regulation of GTPase activity; endoplasmic reticulum to Golgi vesicle-mediated transport. The coding region runs from base 125 to 1333 and encodes 402 amino acids. Gene Ontology annotation, molecular function: GTPase activator activity. NCBI's taxonomy places the organism in Eukaryota, Metazoa, Chordata, Mammalia, Rodentia, Cricetidae. The transcript is spliced from 8 exons.
CCUGCGCGUCGCAGGCCGACGGAGACCAGCCUGCCCCGGCCGAACUGGGAUUACACCGCGGUGGGAGCCGCGCCUCAGGCUCCGCCGCCAGCCGGGGCUCGGGCUGGGGCCCGGGCCCCCGGGGAUGGCCCUCCGGUCCUCAAAGGGCGACGGCUCCGCGGGCAGCUGGAACCGCGGCACCGGGAAGGCAGACUUUAAUGCCAAAAGGAAAAAGAAGGUGGCGGAAAUACACCAGGCCCUGAACAGUGAUCCCACCGACGUGGCCGCUCUCCGACGAAUGGCUAUCAGUGAAGGAGGCCUCCUGACUGAUGAGAUCAGGUGCCAAGUAUGGCCCAAGCUCCUCAAUGUCAACUCCAAUGAGCCAGCACCUGAGUCAAGGAAGGAUCUUCGACACAUGAGCAAGGAUUACCAGCAAGUGCUGCUAGAUGUCAGGCGGUCUCUUCGGCGCUUCCCUCCUGGCAUGCCAGAUGAGCAGAGAGAAGGGCUUCAGGAAGAACUGAUCGACAUCAUCCUCCUCAUCUUGGAUCGAAACCCUCAGCUCCACUACUACCAGGGCUACCAUGAUAUAGUGGUCACUUUUCUGCUGGUGGUGGGCGAGAGGCUGGCAACAUCUCUGGUAGAAAAAUUAUCUACUCACCACCUCAGGGAUUUCAUGGAUCCCACAAUGGACAACACCAAGCACAUCCUAAAUUAUCUGAUGCCCAUCAUUGACCAAGUGAACCCAGAACUCCAUGACUUCAUGCAGAGUGCUGAGGUGGGGACCAUCUUUGCCCUCAGCUGGCUCAUCACCUGGUUUGGGCACGUCCUGUCGGACUUCAGGCACGUUGUGCGGUUAUACGACUUUUUCCUGGCCUGCCACCCACUCAUGCCCAUUUACUUUGCAGCUGUGAUUGUGCUGUACCGGGAGCAGGAAGUCCUGGACUGUGACUGUGACAUGGCCUCUGUCCACCACCUGUUGUCCCAGAUCCCUCAGGACCUGCCCUAUGAGACACUCAUCAGCAGAGCCGGAGACCUCUUUGUUCAGUUUCCCCCUUCGGAACUUGCAAGGGAGGCGGCUGCGCAGCAGGAGGCUGAAAGAACGGCAGCCUCUACUUUCAAAGACUUUGAGCUGGCCUCAGCGCAGCAGAGGCCAGACAUGGUGCUGCGGCAGCGGUUUCGGGGACUUCUGCGGCCUGAGGCUCGUACGAAAGAUGUCCUGACCAAACCAAGGACCAACCGCUUUGUGAAACUGGCAGUGAUGGGGCUCACAGUGGCACUUGGAGCGGCGGCACUGGCGGUGGUGAAGAGUGCCCUGGAGUGGGCCCCCAAGUUCCAGCUGCAGCUGUUCCCCUAAACUCAGCCCAAGGAGCCACUUCCUCACCCAGUGCACCAAGCUCUCCCCAUUUCCAGAAAGGCGCAGAGGGUGGAAAUGCUGUGAUUAAAGGGUUUCUGUCAGGGGUGUUCUGUUCUGCCACCCUUGGCAGCUUGUCUUGUGGUUUGGGUGGCAGAGCUGCCCGACACGGCUCAGUGGACCUGAGUGCUCUCUAACUGUUGGAAGUGGCUCUGCAGCACCUGGCUACCCAGCUCACUGCCUAGAAGAAAGUUGGGCCCAGAGAUGCCCUCCUCCCAGCACCCCAUGUCCUAUGUAUCCUAGACAAAGAGGCAAGGGCUGCUGACACAGUCCAGCCUUGGGAUGAGAGCAAGGGGAGGGAUCGAUAGCCUGGGAGCCCCCUGGUCAGAGUCAGAGACAGACAUGAGCUGGGUUCAAGUUAAAUUUCAUGAUCCCGGCCUAGAGUUCCUAGCAGGGGAGUGUUAAUUCCCCUGGAUGAUGUUGCCUGGGUCUCCCUGUUCUUUCUCUACAAACCACGUGACAUUACCUGUAAAGACAUUUUUAAUACUAUUUUUAUGACUGUAUACUACA